CUCACACACUUCACCUUUUUUCCUGACUGGGCUUUUUGCGCUCGGCGUUCUCUUCUCUUAAAUUUUAAUGUCUCAAGCUGUGGGCUCGCCUUCUCUGUCUUCCGACAUCGGUUCGAGCAGACGCCAUUUUCUCAUCCGCCGCCCCUCGGUCUCUUCCAUGAGGUGCUCGAUGCUCCCCUUCUCAACAUGACUCAUAAUCAGGUGUUGGUUUUUGGAUCAUUUACUGAAGAUGAGAUCAGAUCCAUGCAGUGCCAGCCUCAAAAGAAUGAUAAACAGAUAAUAUUUGGUUCUUUGGAUUUGGAAACUUUAAGAUCCGUGGGAAUUUUCAGUACAAAAUUGACUGAGCUUCAAUCAUCUAAUGGACCUGCCUGUUCAGUACCUGAUAAUGCACCAAAAAAAACGUUGCGUAGCGACAGUGUAAGUAUUCCAGUGUCAGAAGCUGCUGUGGUGGAAGAGUAUGGGCAUGCAUCAGUAGUUUCUGAUAGUGCACACAAUUUUUCUAUAAAGGCAACCACAGAGCUGUCUGGUAUCAAUGGACAUGCAUCACGAGGUUCCUCAGAAAAUGCUGUUUUACACGAUUCUGGAAAUGGCAUAAAGCAUGUAAACUCCACAUGGAGCACCUACAAGGUUUCAAAUUGGCCAAAUCCUGUUCGUAAGAAUUUUUUGCCUCGAGGUUUAGUCAACUUGGGGAACCUUUGCUUCCUCAAUGCCACUCUGCAGGCUCUACUGUCAUGCACUCCAUUUCUGGAGCUGCUGCAUGAGCUUAGAAAUCGUGAUAUACCAGAGAUUGGUUAUCCAACCUUGCGUGCAUUUGUUGAUUUCAUUUCUGACUUCGACAUGCUCACUGACUCAGUUGAAAAGAGGAUUGAGAAUAAUGCUCUUCAAACUGGAAUACCAUUUCGGCCUAUCAUGUUUGACUCCAUAUUGAAGAGUUUCACUCCUGAUAUUCCUGAUAACUUAUCUGGCAGGCCUAGACAAGAAGACGCGCAGGAAUUCCUAAGUUUUGUCAUGCAUCAGAUGCAUGAUGAAUUGCUUAAACUUGAUGGGCAAGUUCCAAACGGAAAUGGAAAAACUGCAUCUUUAGUCUCUUCGACUGAUGAUGAAAGUGAGGAUGACAGCUGGGAGACUGUUGGUUCAAGGAAUAAAACUACAAUAACAAGAACCCAGAGUUUUCUACCCUCAAAGUUGAGUUCCAUUUUCGGUGGUCAAUUAAAAAGUGUGGUGAAGGCAGAAGCAGGGAACAAGGCCUCUGCUACCAUACAGCCAUUUAUCCUGCUCCACCUUAAUAUUUGUCCCGAGUCUAUCUGUACAGUAGAUGAUGCACUUAAACUGUUUUCUGAACCAGAAACAGUUGAGGGGUAUACAAUAUCAGCAGCUGGAAAGGCUGAGGUGGUUACUGCCAGCAAAUCAGUUAAGAUUUUGGAGCUUUCCGAAAUUAUGGUAUUACAUUUGAUGCGCUUUAGCUACGGAAGCCAAGGAAGCACCAAAUUGCACAAAACAGUGCGUUUUCCUUUGGAGCUGCUUGUUGGCCAUGAAUUGCUUGCAUCUUCAACUGAGGCUAAAAGAUAUGAACUGGUAGCUACGAUCACUCAUCAUGGAAGGGAUCCUUCAAAGGGACACUACACUGCAGACGCACUUCACCCCAAUGGUACAUGGCUGCGCUAUGAUGAUGCCUCCGUCACACCCAUUCCUAAAAGCAAGGUGCUGCACGACCAGGCGUAUGUUCUCUUCUACAAACGAUUGUAGCUACUAUGUAUCCAAUUGUACAUGUACCCUAUUAGGUUGCGCGAGUAUAGAAUCUGGAGAUAUUGAUGAAAAUAGCUAGUGAACGGAGGAACAAAAUAGUCUGGCAUUAUUUCAACAAUUAAGAAGCAUGUGAUUUGGCUCGAACCAGCUUUCAGCAGUUUGGUUAUGCUGAUUGUGAGUAGGCAAGCCCGGGUCGAUUGUGCUGAAAUUGGGGUGAACGGAAACUACUUAUUGAGAAGAUAACUAUCCAACUGCACUAUUUUUUUAGCUAAUUUUCCUACUUAUUUGCAACAGAUUCAAAGAUGUGUACGAUUAAAUGCAGUUGUUAUUGCAGGGUUUUCAGUUUUCACA
Salvia hispanica is the source of this 2097-nucleotide messenger RNA. RefSeq names its product ubiquitin carboxyl-terminal hydrolase 24-like. Gene Ontology annotation, molecular function: cysteine-type deubiquitinase activity. Gene Ontology annotation, cellular component: cytosol; nucleus. The record is from RefSeq and is a predicted model, not a curated record. NCBI's taxonomy places the organism in Eukaryota, Viridiplantae, Streptophyta, Magnoliopsida, Lamiales, Lamiaceae. Gene Ontology annotation, biological process: protein deubiquitination.